GCUCUAAAUAAUAAAAAUGAAAUGUCAAAUUUGAAGAAAUUAUAAGUCUAGAUAAGUCUCAUAAGUAAAUGAAUACUAUACUAUUGAUAUUAGUGGUUAUAUACUCUUUGAUUGAUAUCAUUUAUUCAUUGAUUGAUAUUGAAACGAAUAACCAAAACCAAAAUAACCACUAAAUUUUAACAAGAGGAGAGUUACUAAUUGAUAUACAUUACAUGGGUAUAAUCAGUUUUCUUUAAGACUUAAUGUGUAAAUAAAGGGAACGUUCGUGAACCUUAUGGAAUAAUCGAAAUCUUGUCGCAUACUAUGUGCUCACUCACACUUAAUUUGAAAAAUUGAUAUGCAAAUAAUGGGGGAAAAGGCAGAAAAUAUGACUGAGAAAGAAGUGCUUAACGAUUUCAAAGAGAGCUAUUAUAAAGUAAGAAAGUUACUCGACGAGGAGAGCAAAAAUGACCCGGAAACUGAGCCCUAUCUGUCCAAAUACAAAGCGAAAGAGUUAUUGUUGACCAUGCGCGAAUCUCUUACCAAAAUAAUAGGCUCCCAGACCGAUUUGGACAGGUUAAAGCUGGAUGCGAUGAUGGGAACGGUUCUCUUAAACAUCGGCAUCAUUAGCAUGGACACGGAAGAAUUGACGGCCAGCGAAAAGGUUCUUACGGAAGCAGUGGAUCUACUCUCCGAAAACUCGUUAAAACCAGAGGUCAUAACGACUGUGCUAAAUAUUUACAAUAAUUUAGGCAUUCUGUGGUCAAGUAGAGAUAAUCCGGAAUCAGCUAAAGUAUUUUUACUUAAAGCCAAAGAACUGUAUGAAUCUUUCAAAUGUACUUUACAAAUGCCUUUGCCUAUCGAACAAAUGAUUGUGAACUUUGAGGAGACUCCCGUAUCAGAUUUUAUGCUACUGGAGAAAGCAUAUACAUUGACUCUGUACUACUUGGCACAGGUGUAUGGUACAUUGAAAGAGAAUUUGAAGUCAGGUGUGUAUUGUCAUUCAACUCUGCGCAGGCAGUUGCAGUACUUGGACUAUGAGCCCAUAGAUUGGGCUUUAAAUUCUGCCACACUGUCUCAGUUCUUUGCUGAGCAGAAUGGUUUUUACCAGUCAAGACAUCACUUAGCAGCCGCUUCUACAAUCCUUGACAAGUAUGAGGAGAAAAUGAUGAAGUCGCCCAGUAAUGAUGAUGCAUUUUUAGCUAAAGUGGAAACAUUCAAACAUAGAUCAGCAGAUGUGGCUCGGUGCUGGGCAAAGUAUUGCCUGCUGCUUAUGACUGCUUCAAAGGCUAGGUUGAUGACGGACAGUGAAAUGAGUGCUGAUGCAGUAACUGACAUGUCCAAUUUGAAACUAGAAGACAAAGGAAAUAUCUGUGAUGGAGACAUUAAAAACCUAAUAUUCCCUGAUCUGGAUGUGUCUUCGUAUGAAAAGAAAAUUACUGAUAAGUUCCUCCUCACUUACCAAGAUGCCAAGGAAGUGUUUCUAAGUUGCCAGAGCUGGUUAAAUAAAGCUAAAGAAUACUACAAACUGGAUACUUUAGCAUCAGAUUACAUAGAGCUUGUUCAAGACAGUUCUCAAGCUUAUUCAUAUCUGGCAUUUUUUGAAGAGGAUGAUGAAAGACGUGCCAAAAUGCACAAGCGGCGUAUAGACAUGCUGGAAGAACUAAUCAAAGAAAUCAACCCUACAUACUACCUACAGUACUGUCGACAACUGUGGUAUGAACUCGGUGAAGUCUACACAGAUAUACUUAAUAUAAAAUUGGAAAAGCUAAAUAAUUCCAACGAGAGACCGACCCCACAUGCAUUGAAGAAAAUUAAUGCACUAUGUGAAAAGAGUAUUGAAAUGUAUGAUCAUUUUAUCAACUCCGUGAAGGAUAAAAAUGGUAAAAUGCAGCUUAAACUGGACAGUGAUCAUGUACGGCCUGUAAUAAGUGCAUAUGCAUUUAUAGGUAGAAAUAGUAUGAAGCGAAUUGCUCUAGAUAAGAACACUCAACUAGAGAAUGUUAAGAAGAGUUUUGACUCAUACCAGGCUGUAGUGGACAUCUGUACUAACGACCCUGAUGCAGCUUCAAUGAUGCAAGAAGAAUACAGUUUGUGUAAGGAGAUGGUGAAUAUUCUGCCUAUAAAGAUUAAAAAGUUACAAAUGGAGCAGCUUGAGUAACUUGCACUAUGUUGUUUGUAUGUUAUUCAAUUACUAUAGCUUUGCUAGUUUAGCAGCCACAUACAAUAAGUAAUUGGUUUCACAAAUAGCAAAAUUGUUGUUUCCCCCUUAAUCCCCUUAUGCUAAUAUUGAGGCCCAGCACAAGCAAGAUAAUCUUUGCUUUCAGAAUCAUUGCUGAGUUUCAAGGCAUGUAAGGUGAACUUUGCUGCCAAGUGAAGCAUAAAAAAUUUUCAAAUAUGCUCGGAAAUGGUCGCAUUUUGUUCGUAAAUCGAAAACGCAGUGCUUGAUUUUUAUCCCAGCGACGACAACGCCUGGCCGCCGGGCGCGGGGCGCGGACGUAGCUGGCAAAAAUGAAAUUCGUAUGAUUCAUUUUACUCCUAGUAGUAAAAUAACUGGUACAAAUUACAUUUCUGUCUGCUGCGCGCCAGGCGCGGUGCGCGCAACUACGCGGAGCGAAUGUGUACAUAACGUAUGGCACAUUCGCCAAAUAUAUAAUUCAGUGUUUUCUUACAUGUUUGAGAAAAACACUAUGUAUACCUCAGUGGAAACAGGCAUUUUCUGACUCGGACCUUUUGCCAGGCCUCGCCAAGCCUUGGCCUGGCAUCUAGGUACCUCAUUAGAAAAUGCCUUUCUUUCCAUCCCUGGGCAAUAAUAUACUAUUUCAUCACAGUAUUGAGAGGAAAAUACUAGCUGAAUAACAAUACAUUACAAAUCCAAUCCUAUUUAGUUUUAUCUUAUGAAACUACUUAUAAUCUACAUCUAACUAGCUUUUGCCCGCGACUUCGUCUGCGUGGAAUUAGUAAUUUGGGUAGCUUGUUUUUUUACCAAUGAGCUAUUUAUUGUUUCCCCAUACAAACUUUCACCUCCUUUUCACCCCCUAAAUUUUACCUGUUGAACAUUCAGCUUUUGGUAGCCCUGGUCUCCCAUCAGUACCGUCUCCAGAAGAAACUUGUUCAGCAAAAUAUUGCAGGCGCCGAGGGACGCGUGGGAAGCCACCUCCAGGUGUUCCAAGUCUUGGAGAACUCAACAUGAUUACAGCAAACAGUACCUACCUACUGCGUUAAACGUGUGGUAGCGCUGGCCAGGCACCUGCUUCAUCUGGCAGCCCUCCAGGUGUUCCAGGUCUUGUAGAACUUAACCUGCCUACACUCUUUGCACCCAGAAGCACUCCAGGUAUCUUGAGCUUUCCCCAUCAUAAACUACCAGCGGUAUGUUGAGCGAGAGUUACUCCUGACCCUUUGCACCUAGCAGCACUCCAGGUGUUCCAAGUCUUGGGCUGUAUUUAUCAUCCACUACCAGCGGUACGUUGAGCGAGUGUUACCCUUGACCCUUAGCACCCAGCAGCAUUCCAGGUGUUCCAGGUCUUGAGCAGAGUCAGAUGAGAAGAGAAGAGAACCCCCUUACACUUUUACGGGAUGAUUUCGGGAAUAAAAACUGUUCUGCAACCUUCCCCGCAACUAAAAAUCUGUUUUAAUGGUUUUCCAUACAAAGUUCUUUUCUACACUAUCCUAUGUCCUUCCCUGGGACUCAAACUAUCUCCAUACCAAAUUUUUUGAUGUAAAUCGGUUUAGUGCUUAUGCUUAUUGAUUCCCCGUACAAAUUUCCACCUCCUUUUUCACCCCCCUAAAGGAUGGAAGGAAGGAAAGGAGGAGGAAAACUACCCUAUGUCCUUCCCUGGGACUCAAACUAAGGGGUCACGGGUAAAGCGUGAAGAGGUAAGGGUAACACACAGACAGACUUUCGCAUUUAUAAUAUUAGUAUGGAUAUGGAUUGUCACAUUUCUAAAUAAAAUAAUGUGUUAAAGUAGUUAGUUUAUAACACACACUUCUUUGGUAGGAACAAAAAAAAUCUAAAAACAUUUGACGUUGACAGUAUUAACUCCACACAAAAAUAAAUUGCCAUAGGAAUCAUCAUUCGCCGCGUCAGGUCUCUUCACACCUAUCCUCUUCUCUUCUCUUAGCUUACCUUAUCUCCUCUCCUCAUCUCUCCUCUCCUCUUCUCUUCUGUCCUGUCCUGUGUCCUGCCUCCUGUCCUCAAUCCUUCCCCGGGGAUUUCUGGGAUAAAAAGUACCCUAUGUCCUUCCCCGGGACCAACCGGCACUCAAACUAUAUCUGAACCAAAUUUCAUCAGAAUCGGUUCAGCGGUUUAAGCGUGACACACUUUCGCAUUUAUAAUAUUAGUAUGGAUUACUUAGCACUCGUGUAAAAUCAUAAAAUGCAACUUUGCACACAGGUUUCGAAAAAUAAACGGAGCUUUUCCGAGCGGGUGUGAAUACUGUGAAUGGUGUGAUGAAAUUGUACAUUAUGCAAAAUCGCGAUCCCAGGGCUGAUCAGAUCCCAUAGUUGCUCAGUAGAUACGGUUAUAUAUUCAACUCGCAAAAUAUGGCCAAGGGUUGAAAAAACAUCCUGUAUGGAGUGUAUACUGUAUAUAGUCAUUUGGUACCAAGUGGUAUCUCAACAUGGGUUAAUUUUAGAGAUAAAUUUAUUCGACAUUUUAUGCUAUUUACAUGCAAGUCUUGGACUCUAAUCCAUUUUGUGUAAUUAUAUCUACUGUUAAUUGGUAUUGCCACAGGGCGGACACGCUAUACAUCAAAAAUCUUGCGUUUCUUUUCUAUGCGUGAACGGCACGUCUGUACACGUGUACGCGAAAAUAGUACUGAGCGGCCGGCAAACGGCCGUCAAUCUGCUGUCGCGGGGCGAGGUAAUUCGAGUCGGGGCGGGGCGGUGCGUGGCCGUUCUGUAUGAUAAUACUAUUACUUAUUCUGUGGUAUUGCUAUGUAAACACUAUUUGCACUAUAUUACAGGAUCGUGUAUUCCUUAUGUUACAAACAUAUUACACUACAUAAACACUUAUUACAAAUAAAG
This is a messenger RNA of Cydia strobilella, 5004 nucleotides long. Its product is annotated as KIF-binding protein-like. The record is from RefSeq and is a predicted model, not a curated record. Gene Ontology annotation, molecular function: protein binding. The transcript has 2 exons. Lineage: Eukaryota; Metazoa; Arthropoda; Insecta; Lepidoptera; Tortricidae. The coding region runs from base 338 to 2140 and encodes 600 amino acids. Gene Ontology annotation, biological process: neuron projection maintenance; central nervous system projection neuron axonogenesis; microtubule cytoskeleton organization.